This is a messenger RNA of Drosophila novamexicana, 475 nucleotides long. RefSeq names its product male-specific sperm protein Mst84Dc. The coding region runs from base 129 to 314 and encodes 61 amino acids. The record is from RefSeq and is a predicted model, not a curated record. The transcript is spliced from 2 exons. NCBI's taxonomy places the organism in Eukaryota, Metazoa, Arthropoda, Insecta, Diptera, Drosophilidae.
UUUUCGUCUCUCGCCUAAACAGUAACACCGAAAAAUAACAGAAACGAAAAAAAAUCUUCGCUCGCAUUCCAGACGCAAGUAGUUGUCUAUUCAAAUUUGUUGUUUAAGCUAGCUUUCAAUUGAAGAGAAUGUGCUGUGGCCCCUGUGGAAGCGUUUCAUAUGCGCUGGCAUAUGGCCCGGUCGGACCCGCUCUGCCCGCGAUGAAUUACAAUAAUUGCUGUUGUGGUCCUUGCCCGCCCUGUGGUCCCUGGACCUGUGCACCCAAUCGAUGCUGCUGCUGCGGUGAAUGUGGAUGUUUUGGACCCUUCUACUAGUCCCUUAUCAAAUGGACUGUCCACAAGACAAAUCGAGUCAAUAACCAUAUUAUUCUGUAUGCUUGCGUAGGAACACGGCGAACAUUUUUUUUCGGUUUAUUUUCUGUAAAUCUGCAAAAGUUAUUUGUGUUAGUUUGUUAAUAAGAUGCAGAAAAAUUCAA